Glarea lozoyensis ATCC 20868 is the source of this 1524-nucleotide messenger RNA. RefSeq lists its product as uncharacterized. NCBI's taxonomy places the organism in Eukaryota, Fungi, Ascomycota, Leotiomycetes, Helotiales, Helotiaceae. Gene Ontology annotation, biological process: regulation of mRNA stability. The record is from RefSeq and is a predicted model, not a curated record. Gene Ontology annotation, cellular component: cytoplasm; nucleus. The coding region runs from base 1 to 1524 and encodes 507 amino acids. The transcript is spliced from 2 exons. Gene Ontology annotation, molecular function: poly(A) binding.
AUGUCUGUCGAGGUGGUUUUAGAUUCGCCACUGGCGAACGCGUUGAAUAUGGCAAUUCAGCCAAAGUUAGUGGAGGUCGGAUGGAGCACUGGAGGUGCUGAUGACUCUGCGCUCUCGGAAUACAUCAUCCUGAUGCUGGUUAAUGGCAAAUCUCAGGACGCGAUUGCGGCGGAAUUAUCAGGCGACCUACUCAACCUUGGACCAGAUGAUCCAGGAGCUAGAGAUUUUGCGAGAUGGUUGUUUGAUCAAGUUGAGAUACUCAAUUCACAAUCUGGCGGAAAUGGAGCAGCUUCUGCAGAUUCGAAUAUGGGUGCCGUGGAGCAAUCUGGGGAGGCGCAGGAUGCGGAUAUGGGAGAUAACCAAGAUACCGCUCCAGCUAAUGUUCCCACGGGCCCCAAAUCCAUGCGCGAUGGAGGACGCGCUCGCGACAAGCGUAUGCUUGGACACCUAGCUAAAUCGAUGGACAGAUCGAACGACAAUGUCCUACAUCGCACGCGUGGCAAUGACCGUAUUAACUCACACUCACGCGGGCCUCCAACGGGCCCUCGGCAGUCCAUGUCAAUUCGUGGCGGCGCACGAAUGCAGAACGGCUCACGGAACGGAAGCAUGAAUGGACAACAGGUGCAAAGCUCCGGCGCGAUGAAUCUGUCAAAUUUGGCACCUGCGCAACUACAGACAAUGUUUCAGAACUUAGAACAACAGAUGGCAGGAAUGGUACAAAUGAUGGGUAUGGCAGGCCAGAUGCCAAAUGCUGGGAUGCAAAAUACUUUCCACCAGCAACAACAACCCGGCCGAUCGUUGUUCGACCGAGUUCAGCCUAGCCCUCGGGGACAAAGCAGCUUCCGGAGAGGUGGUUCAUAUGGCUCUAGAGGGGGCUUCAAUGGGGAGCAGCCCAAGUCAGCUUCCAGCGACACGCCAUCUUCAUCUAUGGAUGUUGAAAUGUCACAGGAAAAGCGAGAGCCACCUUCAGCAGAUAGCACUUGCAAAUAUAACUUGGCAUGUACCAACAAAGAUUGCAAGUUUGCACACCAAUCGCCCGCAGCUCCCCCAGGGGUACCCAUUGAUAUUGCCGAUGAAUGUACUUUUGGCGCGGCUUGCAAAAAUAAAAAAUGUACCGGCCGACAUCCAUCACCUGCGCAAAAGCUCGCUCACCAAACGACGAUGGAUUGCAAGUUUUAUCCGAAUUGUACCAACGAACGAUGUCCUUUCAGACACCCAACAAUGCCGUUAUGUCGAAACGGGGCCGAUUGUACUACACCCGACUGCAAAUUUGUGCACUCCAAAGUCAUGUGCAAGUUCAAUCCCUGUUUAAACCCAUCUUGUGUCUAUAAGCAUAUUGAUGGCCAGAAAAGAGGAAAGUUUGAGGACAAGGUCUGGGUGGCUAACGGAGGCAAGGAACACGUUAGCGAGAGGAAAUUUGUUGAUGAGAAUGAGAUGGAGGAGGAACUCAUCAAACCAGAAACUGGUUCAGAGGAGGCAAAGUUUAAUAAUAUUUCGGCGGCCCCCGUCGAUGUGGUCACGUAG